Chrysemys picta bellii (western painted turtle) is the source of this 1099-nucleotide messenger RNA. The record is from RefSeq and is a predicted model, not a curated record. Lineage: Eukaryota; Metazoa; Chordata; Testudines; Emydidae.
UGUGUCAGUAACAAAAUUACACAGGCAAAUGUUACGUUGUGGGCACAAUUGAAGCACAGUUGGGUUUGCAUAUGAACUGUUGUGUGUACCAAUGAUUUAUGCAUGUACAAACAGAGGCUGGAUUGAGGCCAUGGAAAAAUUUCACCCCUGAAGAUCAAAAGACGCAGCAGGAUGCGGUGUUUCUUAAUUGUGCUCCAUAUGCUGUACACAGCAAUAUAAUCUUGAUAGGGCAGUUCCUGUAUUGUUUGCUCAAGGUCUGACCUGGAUAAGUAUCAAAGUGCCCAGCCAGAACCAGUUCCACUAAGAACCAGGAUCUCAAAACUUAGUCAAUGGGCAUUUCGACUAUGUAAGGACUGAAAGAUUAAACUUUAUCCAAUUAAAGUCAUAUAUAGCAUUGACUCAGUGUCAGCCUCACUUGUAUGUGAUUAACUAGUGAUUUCCUUCAUUGGCGGUAUGCUGUGACCCCGCUUGAUGCCAUUAAAGUUUGUGACAACAUAGGAAAACCCCAGCCAGUAAAUUGUGAAUGACUUAAGUUCUUUGGAGAUUCUUGAUUUGGCUCUGCAGCACUCACAGCAGCAUGGACAGGAAUUCAUUCUCAGCUGGUUUCCUUAAAAGAAAGCGAUCCUGUCUUUCAGUUUAAAAAAAAACAAAAAAAAAACCUGCAACUGUUGAAGCAGCAUGCACCUAAUAAGCUACUUCUAAAUCUGGCUUCAUCAUUUCAGUCUGUGGACUAGCAGAACAGAAGCUGCACAAUCCUUCUCAAGCCUCUGCGACAGAAAUGGAGAAAAUAAGUACUUUGCAAGAACAGAAGGGGGAAUUACGGAAGCGCCUAUCCUACACUACCCACAAACUGGAAAUGCUUGAAACAGAAUUUGAUUCUACUCGCCAAUAUCUUGAAAUUGAACUGAGACGUGCUCAGGAAGAACUUGAAAAAGUAACCGAAAAAUUGAGAAGGCAGGUGAUUUCUCCUCCGAAGACUUAUCAUGUGGGAAGCCCAAAAUACUUUACAAGGAUACAAAACAAUUAUCUAGCCUUACAAAGAAUUAAUCAGGACUUGGAAGAUAAACUUUACAGGAUGGUAAGUUUUUUUUAAUUUUAA